Xyrauchen texanus (razorback sucker) is the source of this 2142-nucleotide messenger RNA. RefSeq lists its product as uncharacterized. The record is from RefSeq and is a predicted model, not a curated record. NCBI's taxonomy places the organism in Eukaryota, Metazoa, Chordata, Actinopteri, Cypriniformes, Catostomidae. The transcript has a single exon. The coding region runs from base 2 to 1042 and encodes 346 amino acids. Gene Ontology annotation, molecular function: G protein-coupled receptor activity. Gene Ontology annotation, cellular component: membrane. Gene Ontology annotation, biological process: G protein-coupled receptor signaling pathway.
UAUGAACAACUUCUCCCUUUAUAGUGGCAAUGAUACAGCAUCGGAGGACUGGUCAACUGCAGGGAACACCUUAGCCUGUGUGAUCCUGAGUGUAUCCUUCUUUGUGGGCACACCUGGAAACCUGCUGGUGGUGUGGACAAUCUUGAAGCAUGUGAAUCAGCGUUCACACAUAGUGCUGCUCAUCCUCCACCUGGCAGUCGCAGAUCUCCUAGUGCUGAUCACUCUGCCUCUUUGGAUCUACUCGCUGGCUCAUUCCUGGGUGUUCGGAGAGGCUGCCUGCAAAGCCAUGACUUACAUCAUCAAUGCUUGUAUGUACAGCAGUGUUUUCCUCAUUACCAUCAUGAGUGUGGAGCGCUUCCUGGCUGUCACGUACCCCUUAAAGAUGCUGUAUUGGCAAAAUAGGACAUCCAUGUUCAGAAUACUGGUCGUGACUUGGAUCCUAUCAUUUAUUUUAGGAAUUCCAGUUAUCCUGACCCAGUAUGUAGAUGAUGAUGAUGAUGGAGUACAACACUGUGUGUACCGGGAGUACAACUCUGUGCCAUUUGAAGUCUUCUGUAUGUUUUUGGAGACUCUGCUAGGCUUCAUCAUUCCUUUUGUCACACUCGCAAUCUGCUACUGCCAAGUUGCAUCAAGGCUUCAAAAGUUGCGUUUCAAGAGAAAGCAGAAAUCUGUCUUCCUGAUUGGGGGAGUGGUAAUGGCCUUCAUUUUGUGUUGGCUACCCCACCACAUCCUUAAUGUCUUAAGUAUAGUGCAUCUUUUAGUUGGACAAUCAGAUGAACUGUCCCAUAUCACAGAGAGCGCUGUCUUCCUUUCUGGAGCUCUGACUUUUAUAAGUAGCUCAGUGAACCCUGUGCUGUAUGUGUUUGCUUCCAGAAACUUCCAUGGAAAUCUAAGGAAGUCAGGGAUAGUGAAGCUCUUUCAAGACUUAACAUCACAAACAACCCAAACAAAAGAAGGGUUCUUACAGGAUUCUGGACAGCUGCAUGGCAAGAUCCUGGAAGAUCUUAAUGUUGGUGAACCUAUAGAGCUUACAGAUAUCUGAGUUGUUGUUAAAGGGAUAUUACAGGUUCAAUAGAAGUUAAGCUCAAUUGCAGCAUUUGUUGCAUGAUGUUUAUUACCACAAAUAAUUAUUUUGACUUGCCCCUCUUCUUCAAAUAAUGCAAAAAUCGAGGUUCCAUUGAGGAACUUACAAUGGAAGUGAAUGGGGCCAAUCCGUAAACAUUAAAAUACUCACUGUUUCAAAAAUCUAGCCACAAGACAUAAACAAUAUGUGUGUUAAUAUGAUUUUAGUGUGAUAAAAUCCCUUACUAACCUUUUCUAUGUACAAAUUAUAGCCAAUUUUACAACUUGUUGCCAUGACGAUGUAUUGUCAAAAAGCCCUAAAAUGAUUACGAUAAUAAUUACGAUUUAAACAACUUUUCAGCUCAAAUAAUACACACAUUUUAAUAGAAGAAUGAAUGAAUGUAUGUGCUUUAUAAAAUUACAAGCUUCACAUUUCUGUCUUUAAACCUAAAAAAUACCCCCAUUCACUUCCAUUUUUUAAAAUGAAAAUCACAGACGAUUCAUAAUAAUAUUUUUGGUAAUCAACAUUAUUCCACAAAUCCUGUUGAUUGAGCUGAACUCUUACUGAAUCCAGAAUAUUCUUUAAACUCUUUAGAGGUUUAGAUAAUGUUUAUGGUUUAUUUGUUAUGGUGCUUUUUUGUUGUUGUUGUUAUUUUAAUCUCAUAUUUCCCUACUACAAAGAUGUGAUUUUUCUUACAUUUCUAUAAAAAUCUAGAAUAUUUGUAGUGCAAUGCUUAAAUAUUUUUCCAAAAAUUGUCUGAAGGUCCAAUAUUGGUUUUGUUGCCCUCUUAAUACAAAGGUAUGGACAAAUACAAGCGAAGUCAUACGCUUUAUGUAUUUAGAAAAAAUGUAGGCUAAUCUUGUAUGGGGAAAUGUACAUUUUUCUUGUUCUGUGCUUUAAGAAAUUGGUCAAAAAUGCACAUGUAGGUAACUUGACUGAGCUCAGUGACUUAGCAGUCAGAUCAUUUCCUGGAACAUGACAUCCAUUACACCAUUUUUAAAUGAGUCAUUCCAUAAAAUCGAUGCAUUUUGUGCCCCCCAUUAACUUAUGUGUAAACAAUGAUUUCAGCAAUAAAUAAC